Aspergillus melleus is the source of this 390-nucleotide messenger RNA. RefSeq lists its product as uncharacterized. The transcript has a single exon. NCBI's taxonomy places the organism in Eukaryota, Fungi, Ascomycota, Eurotiomycetes, Eurotiales, Aspergillaceae. Gene Ontology annotation, molecular function: glyoxalase III activity. The record is from RefSeq and is a predicted model, not a curated record. The coding region runs from base 1 to 390 and encodes 129 amino acids.
AUGUACGACCUGCACUACGAUGCCACAUCCCUGGGGCUGAUCCAGUCUUUCGCUGCGGCCAAGAAGCCCGUCGCCGCCGUCUGCCACGGUCCGACCGUCUUCGUGCGCGCCGUCACCCCCGACGGCACCCCCUUGCUGUCCGGCGCCACCGUGACUGGCUUCUCGAAUGUGGAGGAGGACCAGGCUGGCAUGACGCCUGUCAUGCCUUAUAUGCUGGAGGAUGAGCUGAAGCGAGUGACGGGCGGAGGCUUUGUCAAGGCCGACGAACCCUGGGGCGAGAAGGUCGUCGUGUCGCAGACGGCGGGCACCGGCGCGACGCUGAUCACAGGGCAGAACCCGGCCAGCGCGGCGGGUGUGGGCAAGGCCAUUCUGCAGGCGUUGGGUCUGUAA